This is a messenger RNA of Leptopilina heterotoma, 6680 nucleotides long. Its product is annotated as Kruppel-like factor 18. The transcript has 4 exons. Gene Ontology annotation, molecular function: DNA-binding transcription factor activity, RNA polymerase II-specific; RNA polymerase II cis-regulatory region sequence-specific DNA binding. Lineage: Eukaryota; Metazoa; Arthropoda; Insecta; Hymenoptera; Figitidae. Gene Ontology annotation, biological process: regulation of transcription by RNA polymerase II. The coding region runs from base 1365 to 2912 and encodes 515 amino acids. The record is from RefSeq and is a predicted model, not a curated record.
CUUAAAGGCUUAAUUUGAUUUUAAAAAAUGACUAAUUAGCGAAAUUGGCGGAUUAUCGGCAUCGUGUUGUCGUUGUGUGUUUGAAAUUUAAAGGAGAAGGGGAUUCCCCAGUAGAGAGGGUCAGGAUAGGUUGGUAAAGGUGGAGGAAGGCAUCUCAAUGGCCGCCUGGACUCGUGCCCGAGACAGGCAGUUACCGAGGAACCGUUGCCUUGACGACAUGCAUGUACGCAUGCGCACGUGUUGUUCACGAUUUUUUAGUUCUUCUCUUCCACAAAUUACGCGCACGCGCGCCAUUUAAAUCUGUUCGCCACCCUUCCUCAGUUAUUUAAUCAAACACCUCUUUUUUGUUUAUUAUAUUUCAUAUACUUGAUCGGCAUCUAAGGACUCACUUUUUCCUUUUAUGUGCUGUCACACACCUCUUCUUCCUCUAUUGCAACUGAGUUACUUUUUCGCAUCUCCUGCCCUGACAUUCUUCCCUCGAUAUUGAAAUCACUAAACCACCUUAAAUUCUCUCUGCAAAUUAAACUAUCACCGUCUUCAGAUCCUAAAAUUCCUCCCCACCACCAAGUCCUCCUUCAAAUAUCCUUCGGCUCGUAGUGUCGCGCGCCACCCGCCACAUAUUAACCGCAGUUAUUGUUCAUGUUGGUGAGAAAACCCUUUCGAUUUAAAUGGAGAACAAAUUUCGUAUUAGUUGAUACAUGCCUGUCAAAUAUGUCGUCAGUCAAAUAUGUUAGAAAUGAUUAAUUAACUCGGCACGUGGUGAUUAUUACAAAAAACGUAGUUUUUGCCAAUUGUAAAUAUUACUGACUGUCCUGAUAAUGGAGUUUUCGGAUACGAGUGGAGUUAUUUUUCGUGUAAUGUUGAAAACAACUGCGUGAGUUUUAAAGAACAAGUUUUGAAAAUUUUAUUCGAGUGCUAGCUUAUUAUAAAUACAAGUUAUACUUGUUGAUAUCAAAAUACAGUCUAUAUUAAUUUGACCGACAAACGUGUUUUCUCAGGAUUAAAUGAAUGCAAAAAGAAGGCUUUUCAGGGCUUUCAAGUCUGGUGUUUUAAAUAAUAAAGACUUAUUUUUGUGCAGAAUAUUGAACAGUUUUGUGAUUCUUGGUGAUCAGUGCUUGCUACGGUUGUUAUUGAAUAUCAAUGACAGUGUUUACAAGAUUUGGAUAAUAUUUUCAUAUAAGGAACUGACUUAAAAUGAAUAAGUCAAUGUCAAUUUGUUUAUUUAUUCCCAUAAAUAAGGAGCAUCAGAAAAGCCAAAGAGAUUUAAAGAUGAGAGUUGUCCAUUAACGAGAAGUGUCAAGUAUGUAAAAGAAGGCAAGAAAUCGAAGGAGAAGAGAGAAAGGUUGAUUUUCGAAGGUACUUGAAUGAUUCGAGAAAGCUUUAGAACCGAAAGAGAAUCAUUUUGGGAGUGCAAAGAGGGAUUUGAGCAAUUGAAUUAUCCCGAAGAGACAGGAAAAUUGUACGAUUCGCCACCGCCUCCCUGCCCCCGCCGGAUGGACGUAAGCGUGUGCUGUUUGCCCAUUGCCGGCUCGGGGGCCCAACACCCUCAACAUCCAGUCACUUUGUCCUCCGCAGGUCAACCUACCAUACAAACAUCUUAUCAAUAUACCGAUCAAAUAGUUCCUGAAAGGGGCCAUGCUGACGAUCUCACUAUCCUUACUACCAGUACCGGUCAGGAUAACUGGCAGCACGUAUCCUCAACGUCAACAGUUCCUAAUGCUACGUCAACAACAACAACCACAACCACCAACACCACUGCUUACAUUGACUAUUCAUGGCUGCAGAUGCAGACAUCGGACUUGGAUACGCUAUUGUGUCGACAGGAUCUCGAUAGGUUGCAAAAGCUUGAAGAUGAGGAAAAGGACACGAGAGAGCCUUCUGUCCACAUGGAUGAUUUUUUUCAAGUCGGCAACUCUGCAUGUCGACCACAAGCAAGUUUCGUAUCUCCCAGAAGUAGUCAAUCAACGGCGAAUGGUGGCGGAGAUGACGACGUUUUCCUCAGGCCACCUCUUUGGGAGGAUAUUACCUCUAGUAUCCAAAAAUUGGAUCCUGAAAACGCUGACAUGCUAGCUUCUCAAUCGCAUGUCAAGUUGGAAACGGAAGACGUAACUUCUCCCGUCUUGUCACCGGUGGAAAUAAAAACUGAACCCACAUUACAUUUGCUCGAAGGUCCUGCGAGUAAUUCCACUUUUAUCAACAGGCAUUCAGCAAGUGGUCAAUCGGUAGUUUUAAAUCAUAGAACGACGGCAUUUAAAAUAUUUCCAACGAGUAAUAGCACAAAUAAUAAUAAUAGUAAUAAUAACAAUAAUAAUAACAACAACAAUAAUAAUAACAAUAAUGACUCAUCAACAAAUCAUCAUCAGCAACAUCAACAACAACAACAACAACAACCAAAUCAUCAAGCCAACACAAACACUACGUCGUCGGCGUUGUAUGGCUCAAUGACAAGGUUAAUGUACGUGUCUCCUCUGACGCCGCCAAUUUCCGACCCAGGAUCACCUCUUGGGGGGCCACCUAGGCGAACACCUCCUCCCCCGUACCCUCAGCCUCCCAUCAUUAACGCACCUCACAGAAUCCAGUCGCAAUCUAUCACUAAAUUUAACAGAAGAAAUAAUCCUGAAUUGGAGAAGAGACGAGUACAUCACUGCGACUUUAUUGGUUGUACAAAAGUCUACACAAAAAGCUCGCAUCUCAAGGCCCACCAGAGAAUACAUACUGGAGAGAAGCCAUACCAGUGUCAGUGGCCCGAGUGCGAGUGGCGUUUUGCACGAAGUGACGAAUUAACGCGCCAUUAUCGAAAACAUACCGGAGCAAAACCUUUUAAAUGUGCUGUGUGCGAACGAUCGUUUGCACGAAGUGAUCACCUCGCGCUCCACAUGAAACGACACUUACCCAAACAACAUGCGAAGUAAUUAAGUGAAAUAUUUAAAAAUUGCCUAAAUUUGAUUCGCAUAUUUUUAUAGGUAACAUGUAAGUGUGUAUAUGCUGUACUUACACACCAACGCAGCAUUUUCGACUGACUCACAAUCAGUGAUCUUAAGGAGAUCGCGGUCGAAUCGCGUUGGUGUCAAUCGCUAUGUGCUGCCCAUUGUUCUUGUCGUUAGAAUAAAGUAUGAUUUGUAUGAAACGUUAUUGCUAGUGUAGAUGUGUGAUGUUAUAGGUACUGCAGUUCAACGAAAUGUCUUUACAACAUUGAAUUAACUUAUUGCGCGUCAUGUUUCACUCAAAAUUGCUAUUCUCUUUUUUAGUCAAUUAUUCAAAAAUAAUUUACAGCAUAACUCAUCAUGAUAUAGGUACUUGUAUUUGUCCAAUAGAUUUCUUAAAUUAGUUUUACUUCUACAUACAUUGGCAAUACACACAUCUAUAUCAAGAAUCUUUUAAAAAUCACUCAAGCUCUUUAUUCAAACUCUUGAAAGAUUAGUUAUUUUUGCUAUUCUUCUAUUUUAAUAUUAUAUGCAAACAAUACUCAUGCAAUUUAACUACUUAUAGUUUUGAUGAUUUAGUUAUCAUUAUUCGCAAUAAUGAACAUGAAAGAUGAUUUCAAGUUGACAAAAACUGUUGUACUAUACAUUGUUCACAUCCAUGGUGGCUGGUCCACUACAUAAUAGAAACACAACUAUAAUUUAGCGCAUGUACAAUACAAUUAUAUAUUAUUGUAUACAUAUACAAAACUUAGUAUACAUUAAUUUUCAUGUAGGAGUAUUUUUCUGGAUAUAUACAUUGCACAUUAUACUUACAAGAAGGGUGAACUUUGCAGAGUACUCUAAAAACCGAAUGCUAUACGUGAUAUUUUAGAGCUGUUAAGCCGUCUUAAUAUUUCAAGCAAACCAUCAGUAAAACACAAACACGUUAUUAUGUUUAUAUUGAAAGUAAAAAUCAAUUCAUGCUCUCUAAAUUUUAAUUAGUAAAAUUUUACUAAUUAAUUACUAUAAGCAGAAUUGGAUAGUAAUUGAUAGUUAGUAAAAUAAAGAUUACUAAUUCAAUCAGUUGUAUAAGAAUAUGACAUUCAUAGUUAAAUCUAUUAAUUUAUCAAUUAAUUUUGAGGGGCAAUGUUGCGGUUUUUCUUCACUGUUUGGACCAAUAAGUUGCAAUAAAUAACUAAAUCAUUAGUUGUACUGAUUGAAUUAGUAAAAAUUAUACUAAUUCAAAUUUUACUUAAUUUUUUCAAGUUACUUUCUCUUAAAAAAAAUAUGUGUGGGAGUAAUUUCAAUGAAAAAGGAAAACUUGAAAUUCAUACUUUUAUUUUGAAAAGUAAAUAGCUAGGGUAAACCAGACAGUAAUUUAGUUUUUGAAAAAAUGUAGAUAUUUCUAGCUUCCCAUAUCCUUAAAAACUUCAACUUUUUGUUGAAAAAUUUGUCAAGUGAAAGUAAAAAUCAAGAAAUUGUUGUUUAGGCUUGCUUUUUCAUGAAUUGAAUUUGAAAUUUCAUUACAUAUCAAUAAUAUUAUUUUAUUGAUUGUACGCACCUGAUCUGUCUUCCAACUGUGAUAUUAGCAUGAAGAUGAUGAAUUUUUUACUUGGAUUAAUUUUAUUAACUUUUGUUUAUUGUACUUAUUAGUUGUUCUGUGUGUGCAAUAUAUAUAAAUUUUUGUCUAUAGUUUAACUAUUAAUUACGUAUAGUCUUCUUUAGUAAAAUUUCCUCAAUUUUUUUUUAUGCUUAAAAAAGUUGUUAAGUAAAGUGUGUAUCAUUACUCAGGGCAAAGUUAUAUUUCAAAAGAUAAUUUCUUCAGAAAAAACUUGAAAGAUUUAUUUAGUUGUUUUAAAAUUUGAUGUGGAAAAUAUUCUUUGAUUUGACUAAUAUAGAUAACUUUUUAUUUAAUGAAAUAAGAUUUUCCUGAGCGAUGUCAUUGAACAUUUUAAAUAUGUUUAGCUGGAAUUUUGAAUUGUUUUAAAAAAAUUUAAAAGCAAAUAUUAUUAUUUAUAGCAUGUUUGAAAUGAAAACUCUAAAUUCUUCUAGAUUAAGUUGUAUGUAAUUCGAUUGAAUUAAAAUAUUAAUGAUUCGUCACUUAAAAGAAAAUUGUUUUUUAUAAGCCUUACAUGAAAACGUCCAAAUAAUGUUAUACAUACGAGUUGUGUCACGUAUUGCAGAGGUUACCCUUAUACAUAUCUAUUGAUAAAGAUAACUUUAAAAAUACGUAGAUGUUGCUGUAGGUAUCGUUUUACGAAUUUGCAAGUACCAAUAAUUCUUAAAUGCUUCCCAUUUAAAGUAAGAAAUGUGUUUUUUAAAAUCAUCUUGUACAAAAAUUAUGCAAUAAUGCAAUUAUUCGACUUUUUAAAGUAUUAUAUUAUUGAUAAAUUUUAGCGGGUAAAACAAAAUCUUAUAUAUGCUUACAUACACAGCAAAUAUAUGCGUAUUGUAUGAGUUGUAUCUUUUUAAAAAUGACCUGCACAUUGCAUUUUUUUAGUGUCCAUUUUUGGAGAUGAAACACUUGCAUUCUCGAGUAGCGAUAUACAUAAUGAUUAUUGUUACUAUAUUAUAGCAAGUAGAGAACGUCACAUUGUGAAUUAGUUUUAUCCCAAAGACUAUACGUAUGCCUAUGGAUAAAUGGCACAUCGAUGUAAUAUUUGCUUUGCACUUUCACCGGUAUUAACUGCUGUAAAUUUCCAUGAUCGCAUAUAAUAUGUAUAUUUCAACUGAAAUUUAUCAAUUUUUUAUUCAAGUCGCUAAACGUGUUUUCAAUGAAAGAACAUUUUAUUUUCUAUUAAAUUAUUCCGAAAUGAAAACAUUGAUUUAUAAAUUCAUUCACAUAUAUUUUCUGAUUAUCAAUAAGAAACAAAUUUAUAGAAAUACAAAUUCAUGUUUGAAUAUUUUAUUAUUAAAGUAUGGACCCCGACUGCAUAUUAUACAUAUAAGUAUACAAUAUAAAUGAGUUGCUUGUUAAUGAAAAUCAGGCAAAUUGGUUGAUUUUGAUAUUGAACUCUACACAUCAGAAUAUGUGAAUAUGUGAAAUAGAAAAAUUUUCAUUAUAGAAAUGCACAAGACUUGUGGUUUUACUGUGUGUAGUAUAGAGUGCGUAGUGUUCGCUAAUUUACUUUUUAGGGUUUUAAAACGAGGAAGGACAUAAAAUAAUGUAAUUAUUAAAAAGUUUAUUUGCAUAGGGUGAUAAUAAGAUUUGAUUAAUCGCAGUCGAAUCUGUAUAAGCUGCAUGACAACUAAUAUAUAAGGAAAAGUGUAAUCUCGUCAUUUUUACAUACAUAAAAAUAUUUAGCUCUAUAACUUCUAAAUGAGAUUCUGCUUCAUACACAGUUGUUUUUAAUAAAUGAAACAAUUAAAUUCAGUAAGCGAAGCAACUUUUAGUUACUACUUAUAAAUAAGAUCAUAAAAGCGAGAAAACGGCCUUGUUACCUAUUGAAUUUGCUUAACGUCAGGUUCGACUGUACAAUUGCUAUCUACGAUGCAAUUGAGAAAAUUUAAUUCUAAUCAACUGAGUGUGUCAAUUUAAUUUCAAUUUAUACAUUACAUGAAAAUAAUAUCUAUAGGUAAUAAUAAUAGGAAAAUUACUAUUAAAAAAAUGUAUUUUAAUCAUUUUUUUAUCUAAGAAAAUACUUUGUGUAACAAGUACUUGAUUGGCAAUUAAUUACUAGGUAAAAUUUUUAAUCGUCAAUGUUGACAUUGUUUACUUUAGUUAAAUUGAAAAGAAAUAUUAAAUGUACAAUAGAAUAAAACAAAUUAAAAGUAAUU